CUGAGGUACAGUGAAUCGCCGCCUACUAAAGUUUUUGCAGCAGACAUGCCUAAGUCAAGGAAAGAAAAAAAAGAAAAUGGAAGAAAAUUGUGGGAGAAAGGAAGCAUGGAGGAAGCAGUGGCAGCAGUUAGGGAUGGUAGAAUGGGGUAUUUAAAAGCAGCAAAACAAUUUAAUGUGCCACGAAGCACCCUUUUCCGGUUAUGUAAACAACACGGAGAGCCAGUUACGGUGUGUGACACACGGUUAGGAUGAAAACCAGUCCUCUCAAUCGAGUUAGAAAAUGAACUUGCAGAUUAUUUGCUUGAUAUGGAC
This is a messenger RNA of Acanthoscelides obtectus, 312 nucleotides long. NCBI's taxonomy places the organism in Eukaryota, Metazoa, Arthropoda, Insecta, Coleoptera, Chrysomelidae. The record is from the annotation of a GenBank genome assembly.